CUUAUCUUCUCUCCACCAACGAGAUAUAUUUUUCUGUCUUUUCCUUCUCUUCGUAGAAGAAGUAUCUACCUAAUAAUACCACCUCUCCUCUCAAUCUUUUUUUAUAGAUAAUCAUCAUGGUUGGCUCUACUGGCUCAACAAAGGUGGAUGCAGUCGUCCAACAGGUCGCUGCUAACACCCCGGAGAAGCUCGGCGGCUUCGCACUUUACUCCAGAUUUGCUUUGGCAGGUGCUGUCUGUUGUUCAGUUACCCACGGUGGUCUUACUCCCGUUGAUGUGUACGUAUUGGAAUCAUCAUCAAGUUUUGCGCAAUGCAACAAAUUGGAUAACAAGUGGGAGACAUGAAAUGAUGACAUACUAACAUGAAUUUUUCUUUGUAGCGUCAAGACCAGAAUUCAACUCGACCCCGUCACAUAUAACAGAGGACUUAUUGGAGGAUUCAGACAAGUUAUUGCAAAUGAGGGUGCUGCUGCUCUUUUGACUGGUGCUGGACCAACUUUUGCCGGUUAUUUCCUCCAAGGCGCAUUCAAAUUCGGUGGUUAUGAAUUGUUCAAGCAACAGGCUAUUAACCUAAUCGGUUAUGAAAAUGCCGUUAACAACAAGACCGCUGUCUACUUGGCUUCAUCUGCUACCGCAGAAUUCUUCGCUGAUAUCGCUCUUUGCCCUCUUGAGGCUACCCGUAUUCGUUUAGUUUCUGACCCAACGUAUGCCAAUGGUCUCGUUGGUGGUUUCUCCAAGAUGUUGAAGAACGAGGGUGUUGGUGCUUUCUACGCUGGUUUCGGCCCAAUCUUGUUCAAGCAGUAAGUAUUAGUGUCUUUGGAUACAUCAUUACCAUGCUAAUAUUCAAAAAGAGUUCCAUAUACCAUGGCCAAGUUCGUCGUUUUCGAGAAGGUUGUUGAGGCUAUCUACGCCAGAGUCGACAAAUCUAAGGCUUCCGAUGGAAUGCAAACCACCAUCAACUUGGGAUCCGGUCUCAUUGCUGGUAUGGCUGCUGCCGUUGUUUCACAACCAGCUGAUACCAUGUUGUCAAAGAUCAACAAGACCAAGGGUCUUCCAGGAGAGGGAACUACUUCCCGAUUGAUUAAGAUUGCUAGAGAGCUUGGUUUCAGAGGUUCAUACACUGGUAUUGGUGCUCGUCUUGCUAUGGUUGGUGCUAUUACUGCUGGUAAGUAGUUCUGACGUUUCCUGUUCUCCAAUUCAUUUACUGAUAUCUUGUACAGGUCAAUUCGCUAUCUACGGUGACAUCAAGAAGGCAUUGGGUGCCACUGGUGGUGUUGACUUGGCUGUUAAAUAAGCGAUUGUAUAAAAGCAAUUGUGGAAAGGGUACGGAAUCGUGGACAUUGUUUAGCGAACCCGGGGUUAUAUGCAUGCAUUUGAUUGUUCCAGCAAACCUUUCUUCCUCGUCUUCAAAAAAUUACUCCGGUCUGUCUUUUUUUAAGAGAAGAAUAGACUAGAUGACGGACUGGAACUUUAGAAGAAGAUAUGGAAGGGAAGGAAAUACAUUUCAUGGCGUCGGUCUGUAUAAUAGAGACUUACUCUACGAUAGAAUAGAUGGCAAUUGGAUGUGGUUUAUGUUGAUUAGUUCUACGAUUUGAUGUUGAGAGUCGGGGUGAAAGUGAGGAGAAAGAGGGGCAGGAGUCGGUAGUGUUGGUGAUGUUUUAAUG
Messenger RNA from Sclerotinia trifoliorum, 1663 nucleotides. The record is from the annotation of a GenBank genome assembly. NCBI's taxonomy places the organism in Eukaryota, Fungi, Ascomycota, Leotiomycetes, Helotiales, Sclerotiniaceae.